This is a messenger RNA of Nylanderia fulva, 1241 nucleotides long. RefSeq names its product mevalonate kinase-like. The record is from RefSeq and is a predicted model, not a curated record. Gene Ontology annotation, cellular component: cytosol; cytoplasm. Gene Ontology annotation, molecular function: mevalonate kinase activity; ATP binding. NCBI's taxonomy places the organism in Eukaryota, Metazoa, Arthropoda, Insecta, Hymenoptera, Formicidae. Gene Ontology annotation, biological process: isopentenyl diphosphate biosynthetic process, mevalonate pathway; cholesterol biosynthetic process; isoprenoid biosynthetic process.
GAUGUAUGAAAACAUUUUGUCACAGCAAGCUUAGAUCUUCGUACCAAACUCGAAUUUUGCGAGCUACCUCAUCCGAGAGACAUCAGGAUAGAAUUCCCUAAUGUCGAUCUGGAGUUGGAUAUACCUUUAGAAAAGAUUGGAAGGUUCUUUUCUGAAGAAGAGAACGUAAAAUUAGAUCAAAUGUGCAUUCUUAAAAACGUGAAAUCCUUAAUUACUGUGAACGGUAUGUGGAAAACAUACGAGCAGAGAUCUAGUUUAAUAAUAUUCUUUUACUUGCUUUAUAUUAUCGCUAUCCAGCAGAAGUUUAAUAUAACACCUUUUCACGUGCGAGUGUUUACGGAAAUACCUAUCGGCGCCGGUCUUGGCGGUUCGACAUCUUUCGUGGUAUGUCUGGCAGCGUGUUUUUUAUACUGGAAGAAUCUACAGUCGAAAAACCCUAUUGAAUUUGGACAUGAUCUUUUUUCGGAGUGCGUUAAAUAUUAUGCUCAAUUUUGCGAGGAAUUUUUGCAAGACUACGAAUGCGCGUCGGUCGAUACCAACGUUUGCAUAUUCGGCAAUAUAAUAAAAGGUCAACUUAUCAAUCACACAGAAAAUCUAGAGUGCAACUAUAUAACAAGAAUGAAGAUAUUGCUGAUCGACUCAAAUAUUCGCCAGAAAAAGUGGACUCGAGCGAAACAAAUGUCAACGUUGAAAGCUGAAACUCCUCUCGAGCUUGAGCCUAUAUUAAAUACGUUAGACAACGUAACAAUACAAAUGUAUAAUUGGCUCCACUUAAUAAACAAUAGACGCAAAGAUCCCAAUUUGGUUAAUUAUUAUCGGCGUAACAAUUCAGUACAGCGAUCCUUCCAACUGAUUCACUUAUUAUUGAAGCAAUAUGAUUUAUCGAAUGAGAUCUUCAAUCGUAUUUGUGAAACUGCAAACAAUAUGGGAUUCGAGGGACUUAUAGGUUUUGGAACUCGAUAUGUAUACAUUUUAAUACCACCGAGCAUUACAAACGACGAAAUCGAGGAAAUAUCGAUGCUGUUAAAAUUUAAAAAUUUUGAUGUUAUAAAUACUAGCAUCAAUUGUGAGGGAAUGAAACUUGACGAAUGAUUCAUCUAAAAUUAUCGAUUAUUAUGUAUAAAUGACUAAUAAUAAGUAUAUUAUGUAUAAAUGACAAAUGACUAAAUGUAAGAAAUAUGUGACAUAAGAUUAUUAACUUAAUCACUACUUAAUCACUUUAUUAAUAGUAGUUUCAAGAA